Verticillium dahliae VdLs.17 is the source of this 912-nucleotide messenger RNA. RefSeq names its product anon-35F/36A. Gene Ontology annotation, cellular component: mitochondrion; cytoplasm. Bases 1 to 912 code for a protein of 303 amino acids. The record is from RefSeq and is a predicted model, not a curated record. The transcript is spliced from 3 exons. NCBI's taxonomy places the organism in Eukaryota, Fungi, Ascomycota, Sordariomycetes, Glomerellales, Plectosphaerellaceae.
AUGGCAGCUCCCUUCUCAGCUGCGGCGGCUCACGCCGACUACAAGUCGCCAUCAUUCACGCAAAAGGUUGUCGAUGUGAUGAGGAAGCACUUCCCCGAAGAGCUGGCUGAACGGAGCUGGGACAACGUCGGCCUUCUCCUGGGCAACCUUGAGACCGGCGGCAGCGAGACCAAGAACGCGAGUCCCGUGGUCCUCGUCACAAACGAUCUUACGUAUGCUGUUGCCAAAGAGGCCAUUGCCAAGAAGGCGAGCGUCAUUGUCGCGUAUCAUCCUAUCAUCUUCUCUGGACUCAAGUCAAUCACCUCAAAGGACGCUCAACAAGCCACCUUGAUUCUCCUCGCGUCCCACGGCAUCGCCGUCUACUCUCCUCACACGGCCCUCGAUGCCGCCCCCAACGGUAUCAAUGCCUGGCUGGCCGACGCCGCUACCGGCUCCGCCAAGGGCACGCGCGCCGCAGCGCGUCUCACCGCCAACCCCCCCGAGGGCUUUACCGGCGCCGGCGCCGGCCUCGUUGUCACCUUUGACGAGCCCCAGACUGCGGGCCACAUUGCCUCGUCUCUCGCUGCCGCCACCGGCCACAAGCACCUCACCGUCGCGACGCCGGACCGUUCGGCCACGUGGCGCGAGAGGCCCGUCAAGAGCGUCGCUGUCUGCGCGGGCAGCGGCUGGGAUGUCAUCAAGGACACGGGGGCGGACGUGUUUGUCACAGGCGAAGUGAGCCAUCACAGCGCGUUGAAGGCCGUCCAGGAUGGCAUCUUGCUGUUCACGCUGUUCCACUCCAACUCGGAGCGGGGCUUCCUCAGAGAGAGGCUUGUGCCGCUGCUGCAGGGUGAGCUGACGGCGCUUGAGGCUGGGGCCAAGGUAUACAUGAGCGAGGUUGACCGGGAUCCCUUUGAGAUCAUUACGGUGUGA